Heterostelium album PN500 is the source of this 1344-nucleotide messenger RNA. RefSeq names its product TMEM181/wntless family protein. The transcript is spliced from 5 exons. Gene Ontology annotation, molecular function: toxic substance binding. The record is from RefSeq and is a predicted model, not a curated record. Lineage: Eukaryota; Evosea; Eumycetozoa; Acytosteliales; Acytosteliaceae. Bases 1 to 1344 code for a protein of 447 amino acids.
AUGGGUGUAGUUAGUCAAAUUGAUGUUGCAUCUAAGAAACAAUUGAUUGGUGUCGGUGUUGCAAGUGCUGUCAUCUUGCUGAUCGCCAUCAUUGUUGGUGCCACUGGUCCAAAUGUAUAUGACAGCAUUGAACAGUCUGCAUAUCAAUGUACCAAUGGAUCACAUAUAUGGGAUCCAGAGAGUUGUGAAGGUUUCCAACCUGCUUCAACUCCAAAUGCACAAUGGACAACAGAGAUUUCCAAUAUUAAUCAAUUGACUAGAUUCUGGGCGAUUUCAGUUACACCCUAUAGCAAUAACCUUCAGAAUCAAACAGAUUUGUCACUGCAACUGUUUGUACAGGUAUAUGGUGGUCAAAAUAACAAACCACUCUACAAUACAACAACUGUCGCCAAGAUAAUGUGUGACACUGGCUAUUCUGAAUGCACCUCCUUUACAUUGGUCGACGAGGAAGUGUUACUCUACGAUCAAUACAUCGUAUCAAUAGGAUUGCUCAAUGGACAAAACAUUGUUGGUGACGUUGUAUUCACCGUUUGGAGAGCACACGAGAAGUUCUCUUCUUUUGAAAUCGCAGUUCAUCUCUCUUGGAUGAUUAUUUCAUCGGUUGGUAUCAUCCUUUACCUCUUCUUUAUGAGAAAAUACGUCUCUACCAAAUGGUCACUCGAACAGAAAUUCCUAUUCAUCUUAUUAUUAUCUUUGGUAUUAUCAAAUAAUCCAUUCUUUGGUUUCCAAUUUAUUUCACAAAGUGCAUUCUUCCCAUUUAUCAAUUCAUUGUUUGCAAUCCUUUUCUUGGCAGCAUUUUCAAUGUAUUCAUUGGUUAUUUUGGAUCGUAUGAGGUUGGAAAGUGUAGAAAAUCACAUGGGACCAGGUUAUCUACUUAAAGGACUACUUGUACUCUUAUUCUCUGUAUUAGGUACAACACUAUUUACCUGGAUCAAUUUACGUGAUAGAAAAGAUCCAAUUUUAGGACCAGCAACAGCAGUGAGUGGAAUUCAAAUCCUAUUUUACUUUGUAACAACAUCAUUCGUUGCUAUUUUACUUUGGAUUUCAAUGUUGGUCGUUAUGACUGCACCAACCAUUGCGAACAGAAAAUUCUUGAUUCCAAAGUUCUUGUUCACAGCAGCACCGAUUUCAAUCUACGUAAUUUCUUUACUAGCUGGUAUUUUCGCUGGAACAUUCGGUCCAUUAAAUCCCGAUGCUCUCUCAACCAUGUAUUUUACAACACUCAACAACGUAUUCGCCAUGAUCAUAGCCUACUCCUAUUGGCCAAGAGAAAGUGGUAACAACACAAAUAACAACGCAAACGAAGAAGAACAAAAAUUAUUCGGAGAUGAUGAACAACUUUAA